AUGUCCCUCCAAGAAUACCCGCUGGUUCUUGAUUCGAGACUUCCAAAUCCUCAAACUCAAUGUCUCUUCUUCGACAAAUUGCCUCCAGAGAUCUGUCGGUUGAUAUUCCUGCAUGUAAUGAGUGAGUGGGGUUGGACAAAAAGGUUACAUAUCAUCCGUGAUUACGAGGAAGGCGAUUUCGGUGACGGCGACUUUGACAGUCCAGUGCCUGCAGCCAGGAAGAGAAGGCUGACAUAUGUGCCCUGCACCGCGAUUACUGAAUCCAAACCCGCGAUUUCGAUGACGAUGCGAUGGCCCACGCAGCAUAAUUCUUGUCGAGGAUGGAAGGCACUCGAUGACUUUCCUCCCGAGUUCCGAGGGCUAUAUCUAGCGUUGUCCUUGACUUGCCGACGGUUGUAA
Cadophora gregata is the source of this 399-nucleotide messenger RNA. RefSeq lists its product as uncharacterized. Lineage: Eukaryota; Fungi; Ascomycota; Leotiomycetes; Helotiales; Ploettnerulaceae. The transcript has 2 exons. The coding region runs from base 1 to 399 and encodes 132 amino acids. The record is from RefSeq and is a predicted model, not a curated record.